CUGAAAGUGAAAGUGAAAGUCAGUCUCCAUUUAGUGUGGAGGGAAAAUAAACUAUUUCAGGAGUAAAAACACAGGUUUGAUUUAACACGCCGAUGUUGCAGUGAAGUAAACGUGUGUCCUGCUGUAAUCUGGAGAAGGAGACAUGACCUCCAACAUGAGUGUGUCUGGAGAACAGGACUUAAAGAGAGACGAGAGAAUGAAGGAGGGAAAGAGAUCAGACUCACCAGAACCCAGCUGUGUGUCCAUGAAGAGUGACGCGUCAAUGGAUUUUCCAAAUCACUUCAGAGACGGAGCCAGUUCUCCUGAUGUGAGACCACAACAGAAGAAAUCAAACCUCAGCAGAAAUCAGUUGGACUCCAUAUUCAAGGAGCUGGAACACAAAGUCAUCACUCUGAUAAAGAUUGAGCUGAAGACAUUUAGGAAGCUCCUGAGUCCAGAUUACCCAGCAUGCACUGAGAGGGAGGUGGAGGAUGAGGAGGAUCUGCACAGUGUCAGAGAGGUAGCGCUGAAGAUCACACUGCACAUCCUGAAGAACAUGAACCACACAGAUCUCGCUAACACACUGCACAACAAGUCUGUGGGCUCUGUGUAUCAGACAAAGCUGAAAUCCAGCCUGAGAGAGAAGUUUAAAAGAAUUAAUGAAGGAAUCUCACAGCAUGGAAGCUCAGCACUUCUGAAUGAGAUCUAUACAGAGCUCUACAUCACAGAGGGUUGGAGUGGAGACGUCAAUAAUGAACAUGAGGUGAGACAGAUUGAGACAGCGUCCAGGAGACCAGCAGCACAGGAGACACCCAUCAAAUGUAAUGAUCUCUUUAAAGACAAGUCCAUCAGAAGUGUGCUGACGAAAGGGGUUGCUGGAAUUGGAAAAACAGUCUCGGUGCAGAAGUUCAUUCUGGACUGGGCUGACGGAAAAGCAAAUCAGGACGUCACCUUCAUGUUUCCACUUCCCUUUCGAGAGCUGAAUCUGAUGAAGCAGAAACAUCUCAGUCUGAUGGAUCUUCUUCAUCACUUUUUCCCUGAAAUGAGAAAACUAGAAUUAAUAGACUCCUACAAAGUGCUGUUGAUCUUUGAUGGUCUGGAUGAGUGUCGACUUCCUCUAAAUUUCCAGAAGAAUGAGAGACUGUGUGAUGUGACAGUGUCAGCCUCAGUGGAUGUGCUGCUGACGAACCUCAUCAAGGGGAAUCUGCUUUUCUCUGCUCUCCUCUGGAUAACCUCUCGACCAGGAGCAGCCAAUCAGAUCCCUCCUGAGUGUGCAGAAAAGGUAACAGAGGUACGAGGGUUCAGUGAUCCUCAGAAAGAGGAGUACUUCAGGAAGAGGAUCAGUGAUCAGAGCCUGGCUGAUAAAAUCAUCUUACACAUGAAGUCUUCAAGAAGCCUCUACAUUAUGUGCCACAUCCCAGUCUUCUGCUGGAUCUCAGCCACUGUUCUAGAGAGAAUGUUGGGUGAAGCAGAGAGUGGAGAGAUCCCCAAGACUCUGACUCAAAUGUUCACACACUUCCUGAUCUUUCAGAUCAAACACAAGGACCAAAAAUACCAUCAGAAAUGUGACCCUGAUCCUCAGCAGACCAGAGAGAGUAUCCUGGCACUGGGAAAACUGGCUUUCCAACAGCUGGAGAAAGGAAACCUGAUCUUCUAUGAGGAAGACCUGAGAGAGUGUGGCAUUGAUGUGAGAGAAGUGUCAGUGUACUCAGGAGUGUGUACCCAAAUCUUCAGAGAGCAGUUUGGGCUUCACCUGGGGAAGGUGUUCAGCUUUGUACAUCUGAGUGUUCAGGAGUUUCUGGCUGCUUUAUACACAUUUCUCUCCUUCAUCAGCAGAAAUGUAACAGAACAACCAACCAUUAAUCUGUCUGAUCUUCUCAACAAGUCAAACAUGUCUGAUAUCCUCAAGAGUGCAGUGGACAAGGCCUUACAGAGUGAGAACGGACACCUGGACCUGUUCCUCCGUUUCCUUCUGGGUCUCUCACUGGAGUCCAAUCAGACUCUCUUACGAGGGUUAAUGCCACAGACAGGAAGCAGCUCUCACAGCAAACAGGAAACAGUCGAGUACAUCAAGGAGAAGAUCAGGGAGAAUCCAUCUCCAGAGAAAUCCAUCAAUCUGUUCCACUGUCUGAAUGAACUGAAUGAUCAUUCUCUAGUGCAGGAAGUACAGACUUACCUGAACAGAGGAGGUUACAGUCGUCUCAGGGGAACCAUACUCUCUCCUGCUCAGUGGUCAGCUCUGGUGUUUGUGUUACUGAACUCAGAUCAGGAGCUGGAUGAGUUUGAUUUGAGUAAAUAUGACCGAUCAGAGGAAUGUCUUCUGAAGCUGCUGCCAGUGGUCAAAGCCUCCAGAAGAGCUGAUCUGUGUUGGUGUGAUCUGACAGAGGAAAGCUGUAGAGUUCUGUCCUCAGUUCUCUGAUCAAACUCCUCCAGAGUGAGAGAACUGGACCUGAGUAACAAUAACCUGCAGGAUUCAGGAGUGAAGCUGCUCUCUGCUGGACUGGAGAAUCCACACUGUACACUGGAGAUACUGAGGUACACACACUCACUCACACACACACACACACACACACACACACACACACACACACACACACACACACUGUACACUGGAGAUACACACAUACACACACACACUGUACACUGGAGAUACACACACACACACACACACACACACACAUACACACACACUGUACACUGGAGAUACACACACACACACACACACACUGUACACUGGAGAUACACACACACACACACACACACACUGUACACUGGAGAUAUACACACACACACACACACACACACACACACACACACACACACACACACACACACACACUGUCACUGGAGAUACUGAGGUACAUGCACACAUACACACACACACACACACACACACACACACACACACACACAUACUCUCUCACACACACACACAUACUCUCUCACACACACACCCACACAAACACACCUACUCUGUCUCACACACAAACACUCCCUUGUACUUCCCUUAAAAAUGGUUUCAAUUAUUAUAAAGCAUUUAUUCAAACAAAAACCCUUCUGUUUUCAUUUCAAUAAUAAUAAUAAUAAUAAUAAUAAUAAUAAUAAUAAUAAUAAUAAUAAUGUUGUGGAUAAAAAUGACAUGAAAUAAACAUGAGGGAGACUUAGUAUGAGUAAUAUGUAAUUUUAUUGAUAAUUCACAGGACUGGUGGGUGCAUAAUCUUGAGGAGAGCGGUGGGGGGGGUGCGUCCUGGGGACAUGGGAUAGUCGGCGAAGGUGAAGUGAGAGGACCACUGAGAAUGGGGCGGACUGACAGGUGAGAAGAGGGAAGAAUGGUCGGGGCCCAGGUCAGAGAAGGUGACAUCUUCCUCAGACUGAAAGCUGGCGGGGGGUUCUGGCUGGGUAGAGGCGUCAAUACACAUGUUCACGGAGCAGAUUCUGUAUCGGAGAGGGGGGGGGACCCCGCAUUUCCAUUUCCAGAGGGGGUGCUGCAAAGAAAGUUAAGUAGCACAAUGAGUGUCCAGAUCGAGAUCCAGAACCAGAUCCAGUAAAGGGGAGAAGAAGGAAUGACAAUGGGCACGUAGACACACAGAAGCGGUAUUAGGCAGAUAUUGACGAAUUGGAUUCACACUUUAGAGAUCUUUAAGAGUACUACACUAUGGUUUAUUAGUCGAAGAGUCAAAAAGAAGUAUAAGAGCUGAGGAGUGCUAACACACACACACACACACCCCAUUAUAACUUUAUAAGAAUAAUAAAAAGGAGUAUUAAGAUAUUAUAAGGGUAAUAUGAAUGAAUGAAUGCCUUUUAUUGUCACUAUACAAAUGUACAAUGAAAUUAAGAGCCACUCCUUUUUGUUCCGUGCACACAUGUACAUUCAAUAAACAAGAAGAAUAAAUAGAUAAAUAAACAAGAUAAACAAGAUAUUGGGGUGGAUGGGGGAGGUACUAUGAAAUUCACAGUUUUGAGACACUAUAUACAUAUGCUGUGAACUCAGUACAUGUAUGUGUUUAUAAUGGUAAUAGCUUUCGGGAAGAAACUAUUCUUAAAUCUACUAGUGCUUGUUUUGAUGCACUUGUAACAUCUCCCUGAGGGCAACAGAUUGAACAGAUCAAAGCCAGGGUGAGAACUGUCCUUAAUGAUGGGUUUUUCCUCUGCUGAGGCAACGGUAGGUGUAAAUAUCCAUCAGGGAGGGGAGAGGGCAGCCAAUGAUCUUCUGUGCCGCUCUUACUACUCUCUGAAGCCUCUUCCUGUCUGCUGCGGUGCAGCUACUCUACCACACCGUGAUACAGUAUGUCAGCAGGCUCUCGACGGACGAGCGGUAGAAGAUCAGCAGCAGAUUGGAGUCCAGAUUGUACUUCCUGAGAACCCUCAGGAAGUGUAGCCACGUUUGAGCCUUCUUGAUAACCGCUGUGAUGUUGUCCGUCCAGGAGAUGUCUGCAGAGAUUAGGACACCAAGAAACCGGAAGGUGUGGACCCUCUCCACACACUCACCAUUAAUGAAAAGGGCGGCCAGCUCAGUGUUGUGUUUUCUGAAGUCUACAAUGAGUUCCUUGGUUUUCUUGGUGUUUAGAGUCAGAUUGUUCUUUGAACACCAGGCUGCCAAGUUUAGGACCUCCUCUCUGUAGGCUGCCUCAUCUCCUUUUGAGAUGAGUCCGACCACUGUGGUGUCGUCAGCAAACUUGAUAAGAUUAUUGUUGUGGACUGGUCUACAGUCGUAUGUGUAGAGACAGUACAGGAGGGGGGCUCACCACACAGCCCUGUGGAGAACCUGUGCUCAACGUGCGAGUGGAGGAGAGGUGGGGUCCGGGUCUCACUGUCUGGGACCGGUUGGUGAGAAAGUCCUUUAUCCAGGCACACGUGAGGUGGGGGAGGCCAAGGGUGACCAAUUUGGUGAUGAGAAUGUCAGGAAUUAUUGUAUUAAAAGCCGAACAGUAAUCCACAAAAAGCAUCCGGACGUAGCUCUGUUGCUGCUCUAGAUGUCUCAACACGUAGUGGACAGCUAUGGCGAUAGCAUCCUCUGUGGAUCUGUUCGCACGAUAAGCGAAUUGAAAAGGAUCGAAAUCUGGGGGGAGGUAGUCCUUCAUGUGCUGAAGAACCAAUCUCUCAAAGCCCUUCUUGAUAACUGGAGUGAGGGCCACAGGACGAUAAUCAUUCAGGCUAGUGGUGGGCGACUUCUUUGGCACUGGGAUGAUUAUGGCUGAUUUUAGGCAGGCCGGGAUGACUGCUUGGGCCAGGGAGAGAUUGAAAAUUCUGGUAAAGAUGUGGGCAAGCUGGUGGGCACAUGAUCUGAGCACCUUACCAGGUACACCGUCUGGGCCAGCAGCCUUCCUGGGGUUCACUGCCAGAAACAUCCGUCUAACAUCGUGUUCCCUCACAGUAAGUAGAGUGGUGCAGGAACCAGAAAGGAAUGGAGGCAGGGCUGGACUGGUACGGGGGCCAGAUGAGGGUGGAGGUGGGGCUGGAGCAGAUGAGUGCUGUUGUUGUGAUGUUUCAAAGCGAGCAAAGAAGCAAUUUAGCUCUUCUGCCAGCAUCACACUCAGGUCUCCUGUUGUCGCCUCACGUUCUCUGUAGUUCGUGAUGUUCUGUAUGCCUUGCCACACCUCCCGUUUAUUUUUUCUGGACAGGUGGGACUCUAUGCCCCUCUUAUAGGCCGCCUUAGUUUCCUUAAUACCACCUUUCAGGUUGGCACGGGCAGCUCUGUACAGAGCUCUAUUACCAGCUCUAUUAUUAUUAAUAUUGUAUAAUAAUAGAAAAUUCUUUAUAAAAAAACAGAAUAGUAGGAUAUGUAGGACAAUAGAAGGGUAAUAUAAUGAUAUUAUGAAGUAGGAAGUACAUUAAACCAUUUUUCAAGCAGUAUAACUAUAUAUAAAAUAGAGAUAUAGAGCAUAUAUGAAAAUAAAUUAUAGACUAGAAAUACAGGAAAAAGUAACUUACUCAUACUUCAGAUGGUGAAGAUUCUUUCUCACAAGGAAGGCCUUAAUUUUAAGAGAAAACCAUGAGGAGGCAUUUAUAAGGGUAGCUGAGUCAAGCUGCCCCCCCCCCCCCCCCCCCCCCA
Ictalurus punctatus (channel catfish) is the source of this 6031-nucleotide messenger RNA. Its product is annotated as NLR family CARD domain-containing protein 3-like. The record is from RefSeq and is a predicted model, not a curated record. The transcript has 7 exons. Lineage: Eukaryota; Metazoa; Chordata; Actinopteri; Siluriformes; Ictaluridae. Bases 143 to 2398 code for a protein of 751 amino acids.